Messenger RNA from Lemur catta (Ring-tailed lemur), 843 nucleotides. It is a transcript of the gene HAVCR2, whose product is annotated as hepatitis A virus cellular receptor 2. The record is from RefSeq and is a predicted model, not a curated record. The transcript is spliced from 7 exons. Lineage: Eukaryota; Metazoa; Chordata; Mammalia; Primates; Lemuridae. Bases 1 to 843 code for a protein of 280 amino acids.
AUGUUUUCACAUCUCUCCUUCAACUGUGUCCUGCUGCUGCUACUGCUUCUACCUACAAGGUCUUUGGAAGAUGCAUACGUAGUGGAGGUGGGUCGGAAUGCCUAUCUGCCCUGCUCCUACACUCCCAUCAGCCCAGGGCACCUCAUACCUGUCUGCUGGGGCAAGGAAGCCUGUCCUAUGCUUGGAUGUGGCACCAAAGUGCUCAGCAUUGAUGAAAGGAACGUGACCUAUCAGGCAUCCAGCAGAUACUGGCUAAAGGGGAAUUUCCACAAAGGAGAUGUGUCCCUGACCAUAGAGAAUGUGACUCUAGCAGACAGUGGGACCUAUUGCUGCCGGAUCGAGGUCCCAGGCCUAAUGAAUGACAUAAAAUUUGACCUGAAGUUGGUCAUCAAACCAGCUAAGGUUACCCCUGCUCCGACUCUGCAGAGACACGUGACUGUGGCCUUCCCAAGGAUGCCCACCACCAGCGGGGGACAUGACUCAGCAGAAACACAGACACUGGGGAUCCUCCAUGAUAAAAAUCAAACACAAAUAUCCACAUUGGCUAAUGAAUUACAAGACCCUGGAGCAUCCACCAGAAUAGCUGUCUACAUUGGAGCAGGGAUCUCCGCUGGGCUGGCUCUCACUUUUAUCUUUGGUGCUUUACUUUUCAAAUGGUAUUCUCAUAGAAAAGAAAAGUUACAGAAUUCAAGACUCAUCUCUUUUGCCAACCUCCCGCCGCCAUCAGGGCUAGAAAAUGCAGUAGCAGCGGGGAUGCGCUCGGAAGAAAACAUCUACACCAUCGAGGAGAACGUAUACGAAAUGGAGGAUCCCAAUGAGUAUUACUGCUCUAUUCAGCAGUGA